Acanthochromis polyacanthus (spiny chromis) is the source of this 15209-nucleotide messenger RNA. It is a transcript of the gene aff2, whose product is annotated as AF4/FMR2 family, member 2. The transcript is spliced from 26 exons. Lineage: Eukaryota; Metazoa; Chordata; Actinopteri; Pomacentridae. Gene Ontology annotation, cellular component: nuclear speck; nucleus. Gene Ontology annotation, biological process: regulation of RNA splicing. Bases 196 to 4893 code for a protein of 1565 amino acids. Gene Ontology annotation, molecular function: G-quadruplex RNA binding. The record is from RefSeq and is a predicted model, not a curated record.
ACCUCUGCCUGGCUGUCAGCUUCGCCUCGACCACGUAGCAGCUUCCUGGCAGCAGCUUGUGUUACUCUCCGUCUCUCUGACACUCACAAUCAGUAGCCUGUAUGUAGAACCACGUAGCAGCAGCAGCAGCAGCAGCUUUUGGAUUUUAACCACCAUCCUCCUCCUCAUCAUCACCUCCUGCGGCUCGAAGCUUCAAUGGAUCUCUUUGAAUUCGACUUUUUCAGAGACUGGGAGCUUGAACAACCAUGUCAUCUGGAGUCAGAGCGCAGCGUCCUGAAGAGGAGGGAGUGGGAGAGGAGGAACCAGGAGGUCCAACAGGAUGAAGACCUGUUCUCUACUGGAUUCAACCUGUUUGGAGAACCCUACAAAACUAAUAAAGGUGACGCGUUGGCCAGUCGUGUCCAGAACACACUGGGCUCCUAUGAAGAGAUGAAGGACCUGUUAACCAGCCACUCCAACCAGAGCCACUUGGUGGGAAUCCCCAAAGGCAGCGCUGCCAACAACAACCUGCAGCAAACCCCGACCACCUCCACCACGGAGAGACCCGCCAUGGAGCCCAGCCAGCUGUUCAACGAAGCCCUGAGAGGAGGAACUGCUGGUGGAGGAGGAGCAGCAGAGGGAGGUGGGGACAAGAGGACGGCACCCUCUUCAUCUUCAGCUUCAAUGCAACCACCCGCUUCGACCACGUCUUCGUCAAACGCCACGACGGUCUCACAUCAGAAGAAGUCGCGGAGCUCCAUGGACUGGUCGAGGGGAGGCCAUGGACAGAACGCCCAGGCAGCAGGCCUCGUCCUGGGGCUGGGACAGAACGGACAGGGGCAGGUGGCAGCAGCAGCUGCUACAAGCAGCAGAGGGAAGAUGUCUUUAUUAGAGGAGCAGCAAAUGCAAAGGCACGAAGAGCUGUUUAGCUCACUGAAAGAUGAACUCGGUCUAAAGGAAGAUUCAAGCCCUUCCUCCUCCUCAUCCUCUUCCUCCUCUUCUUCUUCUAGGAGACACUCCUCCCACCCAUCUAAAACCCAUCCUCUCCCAGAUGGUGCCAAUUUUCGAUCUGCUACCAUCGACGGCGGCCACUUUAAGUCUUCCACUAACACAGAAAAUGGUGGACAUUUUAAAUCCUCCCCGUUUGAAAAUGAAACCGGCUCUCACCUCUCAACGUCGUCCUCGCCGCUGGCUUCCACGUCGGUCCUGACGACGCCCACUCCAGGUCUGACCACGCCCACAUCUGGACUGACCACGCCCACCUUCCCACCUGGGAGCCUGACAGGGAAGCCGAUCGCCGUGCAGCAGAAGCCCACAGCGUACGUUCGGCCAAUGGACGGACAGGACCAGGCGCCCAGCGACUCCCCCCAGCUGAAGCCCCCUCUAGUGGCCACAGAGGGAUUUAACAGCAGUCAGUCUUACGGAGGAAACUCUGGAAAUGUGAAGAACAAGCUGCCAAAGCUGAGUCUCAGCCACACGGGAGAGGUCAGCCUCCCAAAUGACUCCAGCUGUGUUGAAGAGAUUUUGCGGGAGAUGACCCAUUCCUGGCCUCCUCCGCUCACAGCCAUUCACACUCCUGGGAAAGCUGAUCAGACCAAGUUUCCAAUCCCAAACAAGGAGUCACAGCAUGUGACCUCAGGCUACAACACCCAGAAGCGGUGUACUGUAUCAGCUAACAAGCCUGCUGCUAAACCACCAACAGCACCGCAGAAGUCAAUGUUGGAGGAUGACCUGAAGAUCAGCAGCGAUGAGGAAGAGGCCGAACAACAGGUGUCUGACAAGCCCAAAGCCAGAGGCACAGCUCUGAGCGGUGCAUCGGGGAGCAGCAGUGAAUCAGAGAGCAGCUCAGAGUCUGACACCGACGAGUCAGAAAGCAGCUCCAGUGACAGCGAGUAUAAUCAGGCCUCCCGCACAAACACUCCAGAGCCGGAGCCUCCAUCGACUAACAAAUGGCAGCUGGACAGUUGGUUGAAUAAGGUCCAAGCUCAAACCAAACCUCUGGUUCCUCCACAGCAAGAGCAUCAUGGCACAGGCUCCAUCAGCCAAGCUCAGGAGACUUUCUCUCCAGGGAGUGAAGCACCAGCAGUGGGUUCGACCACCAAGACCAAACCCUGUGGAAGCAGCAGCACGCCGGUUCCAGCUGCACCUACAGUCGAGCACAAGGAUACCAGGGCAACCUUCUGCCCAGGCAGAGAGAAGGCCAAGGCCAAGCUCAGCCAGAAGGCCUCAGGGGAGGGUCAGAGGUCGAAGAUGAGGCUGUCGCCGGGCCUGUUGUCAGGGCCAGAGGUCACGACCCCGAGGAGGAACACUACAGGGAAGAAACAGCCCAGACGGGCGGAGAGGUCAAACAGUGUGGAGGAUAAUCAGAACCAGACAUGGAGCCGGACAAACCAGCACAGCCCUGCAGCCAGGGACAAGGACCUGUUGCCUCCCCCCUCCCUGGAGCACCAGAACCCUGCAAGGCUGCGAAGCAAACCCCCCAGUGGGAAAACAGCCCCGAGAAAGGAACCUCGCAGUGCUACCAACACAAACAACAACACAGCCGCUCCACCGGCAGCGCUACAGCAGACCCCGGUGCCAGUACCUGCUGUCAGCGUAAGCCAGGAUAAAAGGAAACACAGAGGUCCCAGUACCAGGAUCACGCCCAAGUCCAGAGAAUUUAUCGAAACAGAUUCCUCCUCCUCUUCGUCAGAAUGCCAGUCGGACACCGAGGAAGCCAUCAAAAUCCCGACACUGCCACCUCAGCCGACACGCUCCGCGAUUAACACGCAAACUCUGUCCAACACGCAUAUCCACACACCUCUGCUCCCAUGUCUUGGCUCUGCCGGCAGUGUGGGGAGUCUGGGAACAUUUGGAGGGAAAGGAGUCCGAGUCAAAGAUGGUAGCAAUGUGACCACUAAUGGUAGCAGCAGUAGUAAUAGUAGCAUCAGCAGCGGCAGUAAUGGCAGCGGUAGCAGCUGUAACUCCCUCAGCAUCAGCAACAUCAGUGGUUCAUUUGGUACGUCUGUUCCCGAUCCUGGAGGGCUAGGAGGGCAGAGUAAAGACCUGGAGUCCAUGUCGCCACCUUCCAAUAUGGGACACGAGGUGCCUCUUUCGCCCUUAAGGGAAUAUCAGGAGAUCCAGAGUUUAUGGGUGAAAAUCGACCUGAGUUUGCUCAGCAGGGUUCCUGGUCAGGGGCUGGGGGAGAGAUCCAGGGUGGGCAUUGCAGAAAGAGAUGGAAGUGAAGGGAGAGAGAGGGAGAGGAUAGGUGUGGCAGAGAGAGAAAGACAGAAACAGGAGGAGAGAGACUGGCCGGCGCUGAGAGAGAGACAGAAACUGACAAAAGGGGAGAGACAGGAGGAAGAAAAUGAGCGAUUAGUGCAGGACAGAGAGAGGCAAGGUGACAGAGACAGAUUAGCAGAGAGGGAGAGGCAGACAGACAGAGAGGACAGGGAGAGAUUCGGACUCGGGGAGAGGACGGCGGCGAGGGACAGGGAGAAGAUAUGCCAAGGUCUGGGGGUCCUGGACAACCCCCCUGUGCAGGAGCAGAGUAAUCCCAGGCUGGCCGGGAGGACGGAGAGAGGAGAGAACGGAGGUAAACACAGGAGGCAGGCAGCUGCAAACAUGGUGGUUCCAACAGAGAAACACACCAGCAAGAGCAAGAGGAAACACAAGUCGGACCACGGAGAGUCUUCGGUCAACGGCAAUAAGAAGCUGCGACUGGACAAAGACUGUCUGCUUCUCCCGCCCUGCAUCUCACCGAUACACAACCACAAGAACAGCUCAGCAGACAGCUCUAUAAACAGGAAGCAGUCUCGACGGCGGGACGAGAAGCUGCUCCCUCCCCUCCUGUCCCCCCUCUCUGAUGAUCCCCCUCGAAAACGAAGCUGCGACGGCGGUUCCUCUCUCAGCCAGGAGGGCGGCGCCGCCGGGAUACUGCCCUGCUCCACCUCCUCAACCUCCACCUCCUCUUCCUCCUCACACAGACACAGGAGAGGGGAAGGAAAGGCGUCUUCGCACGUGAGAAACGGCAACGAAAUAGAUUCCCACAGCGAGAAGCCCUGCGGAGACAGUUACCAUGCCAACGGCCAUUCAGACUCGGAGGCGUGGUCGGAACCGCUGAUGGAUCCCGCAGAACCUCGCAGGCCGAGACUGUCGUUCAGUGACACAGUCCACAGCGCCGAUUUCUACAUGCAGGAGGCCAAGAGACUGAAGCACAAGGCUGAUGCUUUGAUGGACAAAUUUGGUAAAGCGGUGAACUACGCAGACGGAGCUCUCUCCUUCAUUGAGUGUGGAAACGCUAUGGAGCGAGAUCCGCUGGAGGCCAAAUCACCGUAUACGAUGUACUCUGAGACCGUGGAGCUGAUCAGGUACGCCAUGAGGUUGAAGAACUUCACCAGCCAUUCAGCCACCGUCUCUGAAAAGAAGCUCGCUGUGUUGUGUAACCGCUGUCUGUCUCUGCUGUAUCUGAGGAUGUUCCAUCUGAAGAAAGACCACGCUGUCAAGUACUCGCGGUCGCUCAUGGAGUACUUCAAGAAUUCAGCCAAGACUUCCCACCAAGCCCCGUCUCCGUGGAGGACCAAUGGGAAGGUCAACGGGACUCCAUCUCCCCUCUCUCUCAGCCCGUCUCCAGCCAGCAGUGGAGGAGGGGGAGCAGGAGGGGGAUCCGGAGGAGCACCAGGGUCGGCAGGCAGCGUGGCGAUCCCCCAGAGGAUCCACCACAUGGCCGCCAGUCACGUCAACAUCACCAACAACAUCCUGCGGAGCUACGAACACUGGGAGACGGCUGACCGGCUGGCCACCGACAGCCAAGACUUCUUCCAGGAGCUGGACUCUGUGAUGGAGCCGUUGAGUCAGCAGAGCAGCAUGACGGAGCUGGUCCGCUACAUCAGGCAAGGACUGCACUGGCUCCGCAUAGAGGCUCACCUGCUGUAAAGACUGGACCAGAGCCAACAUUUUCAAAAGAGAAACGGGCCUGGGAGCUAGAACUGGGAUAACGAGUGAGAUGAGACUCUGGACGAUGCUUCGGUUCCCACUGGGAUCCUUCAAAUGACCCGACGCCACGCAUGGUAAUGUAAUGGCAAACACUGGGUGGAUAAAUUGGACUGAAAUUCACCAGCAAUUAGGACUGAGCAGUGAAUAAGUUUGGGAAUUUCAGCUGGGAAUCACAAAAUACAAAUUAGUGUAUUAAAAAUCUGGCUGAUGCUGCUUGUUUUGGAGCAACAGUUUGUCAGUGCUGGUAGCUUUAAAUGCUGAAGGGACAAUGCUGUGCUCCUAACCAUCCUGUGUCCCUGAAUAGAAAGGUAGAAAGGUUUUACUAAGACGGGAUCAUUUUCAAAAAGAUAAGUGAGAGGCUGGUGUGAUUAAGGAGGCUGAAUGUAGGAAAAGAGCUCAACCGGGGCUCAUCUCCUCCAGCAGUGGACCAGAAAUGUGCCGGUGAUUGGGACUAGAAUUAAAGCCUCAGGCUGCUAUUGAUCCGAGUGGAAUAGUACCGGUCCAAUCCAUUAGAUAAGGACCACACUAGUAAAGGAAGAGGCUCGGCUAAAACCACAAGAGCUGAAUUAAUGGAGGUUGAAUCAGCGUUCUGCUUCUAUUUCAGUCCAUCUUCUGUCUUUAGAGACGAAGCCUCAGAAACAAGCUGACAACCAGAAGCUGCUGCGUGGAAAGAAUUAUGGCCAAAUCUGUCAAAUUUGACAUUUUUACAUUUAGAUUUGCUCCCUAAGUUGAUGACCUUCCAGGUUACCAUCAGUUUAUUCAAAUACCUCACCUGACUCUUAAUACAUUUUUCUUGGUCUUGUCUCAAUAUAAAUGAGCUUUAUUAUCAUUAAACGUAAGAAAUACAAAAAUUUGACAGUGCUUUAGAUUGUAUCCCACAGAUUACAGUGUAAAUAUAAACUACUACUUAUGGUGUAGUAAGAAAACACUUUUUUGGGUACUUAUUCUGGAUCAAAUCUGUAACCAUAGAGGAAAAACACAAGAGGAUAAAGAAUAAGGAGAAACAAGUGUGUGGUAAAGAGCAAGAAAUAAAUGACACUGCACUUAUAUGCUAAAUUUAUAUUAAAUAAUGACAGACAGUAGUGUUGUUACUGGGUAGAAAGACAGGAAACAUCCAAGAAAAGGAGUACCACAGUGUUUUUUCCUGCAAAUGAGAAAUAGUUUUGGUGAUCCUCCAAAGAUAUUUCUGUCAGCACCAAAGAAAAAUCACCAAAAUGAUAAGAAUUGAGGAUAAAAGUUAAUUGGAGUUUCAUUUACUUAACAAUAUUGCACAUUUUAUUAGUUUUCAAGGGUUCAUAAAUAACAAGAAAAUGCAUAAAUUUCUGUCAAAUAAGACAACACAGACGCACUGCUGUUACCGUAUGGGGACAAAUCAUGCUUGCUGUUGUGUGCAAUCACCCCCCAAAGACUCAUUUGGAGCAGGAAAAACCCUGUAACGGCACCGACGCUGCAGUGAAACUAGCUGUAGUGAAGUUAUGAUACUGGAAACAUGCACUGUAAAAAGUGGGUAAAUAUGGUGUUUGUUAUUAUUAUUAAAGGGAAAGUUGUGCCUUUGAAGCUACGGCUGUGAGACAGUUGUGUACGUUUGCAAAGUUAACAUAAAGCCCUGGGGAGCAGCAAAGUUAGAUUAAAUCAAACUGGUGAUUAAAACUGAUAUUAGAAAAAAAAUGUAGUUUUAAUCCUUUAUAAGACACAGCUGUUAGGACUUAAAGGCUGCUGGUUAACACUUAUUUACAGUGUCAUUUAUUUUCAGGCUCUUAUUCCCUUGUCAUUUGUGAUCUAAAGCAUUACCCAAUUUCCUUCUCUUUGUUUGAUGAUUGAAGCCAAUGCAGCAGCCAUCUGAGGCCUGGUCCACAUGUGCAGGAGCAUUUAUCAAAAAUCUCUUUCCUCCGCAAAUCUGAGUCCACAUUCUAAUGCUAAAACACAUUAGGUUCAAUACGAUCAUCUUUACCGUCAUUGCACAAGUACUAAGACAACAAAAUGUAGUUUCCCAUCUAAGCAGAGGUACAAGACAAGCAGUAAAGUUUAUUACAACGCCCUCCAUAAUUGUUGGCACCCCUGGUUAAGAUGUGUUCUUUAGCUUCUAAUUAAUUCAGUUUUUUCUAAAUAAUAUAGAACAACAAUGAAAAAAGAGGGAAAUCCAACCUUUAAUUCAAGUGAAUUUAUUCAGUGGGGACAAAAAAAAUCACACAUUAAGAAAUAAUUAUUUUACAUCAAAUAAUGUGUGCCACAAUUAUUAGCAACCCUGAUUUUAUUACUUUGUACAACCCCCUUUUGCCAACAAAACAGCACCUAAGCUUCUCCUAUAAUACAUUUUUCAGUGUGAGAGUAUGCUUCUGCAAUAAAAAUUGAAUUGAUUUUAAGGCUUUCAACACAUCUUAACCAGGGGUGCCAAUAAUUAUGAAGGGCGCUGUAUGUACAGACCGAUCAGAAGCCUGAAAAAAUCGAUUACACUUUCCAGUAGGCUAACCACAGGCUGUUCUUUGCCAAAUAAUGCAUAGUUAUGAUGUGCAAUGUAAGAGUAAGGCCUUGAUUUUACCCCCUUACAGACCUCCACAUGGAGCUAUCACACUGUUACUUCUGCAGAGCAUGAACGGUUCUGUCCUCAGACAGUUACCUACGUGUGGCUAUUGCAAGUUGGACCUGGUAACAAAAUUUGUUUUACAUGGACCCUUGUGAACCCUUGCAUACUCUGGAAUACAAAGUAUUUUACCUAAAUGUAUAUUUAUGCAUAAUCAAAUCAAUUGUCCUGUUAGCAUGGUUAGCCCCAGCACUACUUUGGCCACCAUUAUACAAAAUCAUGAGUAAGUAAGUAAAAUGUAUUUAUAUAGUGCCUUUCACAGAUAUAAAAUCACAAGGUGCUUUACAACCUAAGUAAAACAAGGAUAAAAACAAAAAGAAUAAUGCUAAAGGUAUUAAACUGUUUAAACAGAGGAGCAGCAGCUAAAUUACAGUGCAUCAAAACAAUAAAUAAAAUAAAGCAGUUACAGGUCAACAAAAACGUUUUCAGCUGCCUCAUAAAAGCUCCACAGGAGUUGACCAAUCUCUGCUGUAGAGGAAGAGCAUUCCACAGUUUUGGUGCAAAAGCUUGGAAAGCACAGGCACCUCGGGUUUAUACUUGGAACGAGGGACAGCAAGUAAAAUCGUCUCAAUCGUCAAACUCAGACUCUUGCAAGCUAAAACUCAUCCUUUCCUGUCUACACCACAAAUGGAAUUUCCAAAUAUCUUAAACUUUUACAAAAUGGCCCUUUUCAGUGACCUGAAACUGUGUUUACUUGUGGACAAAACACACAGAGCUAGCUACUUUUUAUGUAAUACCCAUGUGCAUGUGGACAACGCCAGACUGUUCCUAAAAAGGACAGUCUAAAAGUAGCAUUACUAAUGUGAUCAGACGUGUUGGUACCACUCUGUUCAGGACAUGGACCUGAACGUCUGUAAGAGUCAGAUGAGCUUUUUGUUUAAGUAGAACCUGGUCAGAAGAACAAGCAGUCAGCUUACUGGUCCCACAAACUAACCUUUUCUUAAGUCAAAUAAAGCACUUUUCUGGUUCUCCUCUUGCUGGUUAUGGGCUUUCGUGAAAUUCCACUCAGUUCUAGUUCCCAUAGUAACCCACCCACUGAGGCGUCAAACACUUUCGGGGGGAAAAAACUACAAGAUUCAGUAUGAUUUGGCUCUAAUUAAGCCCCCACCCACGUGCAGAGCAAGUAAACAGGGUGAGAAUCUCACAUCGGCUUUUCUGCCCUGAUGUCAAAGUAAAAUCUGCGACUUUGUACAGCACUUAAUGAGAUCAAAUCAACUGCUGGGUAUCUUAUAGUGGUUUCCCAACAUUUGUUGUGUUGUGUUGUUAGUGUGUAUACGUGUACAGCUGAUUGUCAAGUCUAUUUAAAUCAUUACCUGACGGAACAAUAACGAUGUGUGUGUACCAUAAUGUACAGACUGUGACUCCUGAAAACAGUGUUUGUUUUUUUGUUUUUUAGUCUCUUGUGAAUGAGUCAGUGUGAAUGAAUGAAGAAACAAGAAAAUAGGGAUCUAUGCGUGUGUGUGUGUGUGUGUGUGUGUGUGUGUGUGUGUGUGUGUGUGUGUGUGUCCAUGCACAGGCUAUGGCUGCAUUUACACAGCACCAAAAAUAAUGUGUUUUUACCUCUUUGUGGCACAUUAAAACAAGAGUCUUCACAGUUUCUAAGUGAAUUCUCUGAAAUCUUCACAUGUGCUGUAAAGAUUUAAAAUCCCUUUAUUGUAGCGGUCUCUGUAAAUCCAGCACAUCAAGCAUGAGUUUUUAAGUUUUGGAUCAUUUGACCAUCGCUGAAUGUGUAUGGAAGACAAUGCGGAUGUGAAAAGUAAUUUUCACUUUGACAAAAAGAAAAAAGAAAAAAAAAAGAAACUCAAGUGCCUCUAUUUGUGUCCGGUGGGAAUUGCUCUAUUUAUUUAAAAACAAAGAAUGAAUCUAAAUGAUUUUCCAUACCAUAUUGGUAUAAAUAUGAGAUUGUUUUUCGUAAAAUCAAAUGUUUCCAUAAGCUUUUUACUGGCGUUUAUGAUGACACCAGGGUUUGGCUUUAAGAAAAAAACGUGUGAUUUAAAGUGUCAAAUUUGCAUCAGUUGCUGUAAUCAGUUGCUUUUCUUUUUUUUAAUGAUUUGAGCAAGAAUGGGUUUGUCUGAAAUGCCUGAAAUUUUAAAGUCAUCGCAUGCAAUAAAUGAUAGCUUCAGACCAAGAACUACUUGUGUCCAUUUUGAAAAAAGAAAAAAAACAGUCAAUGUAUUUCUUGUUGCACAAGUCAUUUUCAGUGUGAAUGUUCGCCUUCACCUGGAAACACGAAGCCGCUUUAAGUGAACAACACUGACAGGACGUGUCCACCAAAGUGAUUCUCCUGAGGCCAGCAGAUGGUUUUUAAUCAUUUGCACUUCCACUAUCUGCAUGUUACUAUUUUCUAAAUCAUUUGCUUUGGAGAAACAACAACAAACACCUCUGAGGAUCAAUGUACACAGUAAAAACACCAAAUUUUGCUGAGCAUUUGGAUCAUGCAGUAAGGCAGACCCGCUGGUUUAUUUUUUGAAGUGGCCGUUUUAAUCGCAGUGUUCGGCUGCCUGCAUCCAAAUGCUUCACUAAAUCAGUUCCCCAGUUAUUACUUUGUAGGGGCACCAUCACUGUAUCCUGGGCUUGAACUAUUGUAUCGCUUUAAAGAAAUACAACUAGGCUUUAUCCUUCCUAUAGCAGAAUGAUAAUGAGAUACAGAUUAUUAAAUGGUCAUAAUGGUCUGCAAGAUUUACAUUUCGCUAAAAAUGUCAGCAGCAUGCUAAUUUUUUUACAGUUAAAUAGACUGUCCUCUCUAUUGUACUUACAUUCAUACAUUUGAUAACACAAACUAUCUGCAGAUUUUUGAACUACAUGCAGUAUUUUAUUUCCACAAAUAUUCCAUAUUAUAGCAACCAAAAUGUCUCAGCUGAAAAAACAAACCAAAAAACAAAACAAAACUGUACAUCCAAAACAUUUAAAAGCACUACCAGCUGGCCAAAAACACAUUGGUGGACAUGUCCCCUAAAGCUAAUAAUCUCAUACUCAAAAACAACGCAAAACCUUCAGUAAAAAAUUAGAUAUUUUGGUAAUUACACUAUUUCUGCUUAUUUCUCGCUGAGAGUAAGAUACAGCGUUCAUGUCUGUGCAUUAAAUACGUAGCUAGAGCUAGCAGCUAGUUAGGUUAGCUUAGCAUAAAUGCUGGGGAUGCUGAAACAACGAGUUUGGCUCCAUCCGAAGGUAGCCAGAUGUGUCCAACACUCUCUGAUAAAACACAUUGUAUGUAGCUUGUUUAUUAUGUCCAAAAACAUAUAAAAUGUAUAAAGGACACAUUUGGAGGGGGUUAUAGAUUGUUUCUUGUCUGGGCACAAUAAAUGUUUUUGUACAGCCUAAAUAAUAACAUAAUGUCUUAAUAAGUAGGCUUCUGGGAAGCAGUAGUCACAUGUUGUUAACUUUGGACAGAACUAAGCUAGCUGUUUCCCCUAGUUUGUAGUCUUCAUGCUAAGCUAGGUUAAGUGGCUGCUAAUGGUAGACCUUACAGCAGCAGUGGAGCCACACCUACACAUGAACUCAUAGAACAAUUUAAGUUGUCAACAGUCAAAAAGCAUACAUUGGAACACCUAUUAAAAGAACAGAGACCAAAAGUAAGUAUUGACCUACAGCGAGCUCCAUCGAUACACUACAGUACAGACUGGUAUCAAUGUUGUUGUCUAACUCUCAGCCAGAAAGCAAACUUGUCAACUAUUCUGUUAAAAUGGACUCAUGUUUCUUCAUCUGAACUCCUGAAAAUGUUUACUAGUGACAUUUCUGGACAACAGUCCAAACUCCUUCCUGUUGUUCAGCAAAAAUGCCUUUUAAAGAUGUUUUUUUUUUUUUAAUUGUUUGAGGUCAUGAAGCCAAAUUUGGAAUGUCCCAAUGAGCCAAUCAACUUCUACGACAGCCAACACACAAAACCCACAAUCUGUUUCUGUUUGACCUCAGUCAUCAGCAGUCAGUAGUUGAUCCACAGUGUUGCUCAGUCCAAUUCAAUGAUGUUUGGUGUCGUUUUGUUUUAUGGUGAAACAGUGAUGUUACUAUAUGGUUAUUGUUAAUUUCACUCAAUGGUCCCUUCUUUUGGUUAUAUGCAGCGGUAAAAUACACAAUAAUAUGCUGUAAAAAGUCAAAACCAUUGCAUUGGUGACAUGGGAGACAUCAGUUUCAUCCCACUACGACGCCACAUGAUGGCUGCAGUAAAUGUUGAAUUCAUGCAACAGUUCAUUUAUAUGCAAUGUCAAUAUGUGGGUAUAUUCUGACACAUUUUGGAGGCAGACUCCCUCAGCAUGGCCUGUUGUUCUGCUGGCAUCUUAUUAAAUAUCCCAUUAGCUCCUGUUGCAUUAUCACAGUUGUCAACUUGUUUAUCAAAGGCAGCAGCGACAGAGAAACAACAUCACUGCUGUUGUGAUGACAAUAGAGAGAUAAACAGACUGAUUUAUUUUUUGACAACAGAUGGAAGCAAGCUGAUAAUACACGGAUAAUCUCUCCAGUUGUGAUGAGUGUCUCGAAUAUUUGUUUGCAUUUCACAGAAUCUCAGAUACUCUUUGAUUGCUUUGGAAAUUACCAGAACAGGCUAAUACAGUAAAUGAAUUAACAGUAUUUACAAGGAUAAUAAAGAGUUUGGUUUCUUUCUUUGAAAAUUCCUAUAAUCUAUCAGAAAGACACUUUUGUCUUGUUUGUUUUUUAUAUUCAACUGUCCUUAGUUGUACAAUCAGCAUCAUGCAACAGUGUUAGAAAUAUAAAAGACUAUUCUGUAAUAAAUAACCAUUUGCUGAGGUCACUGGAAGCAGACCAUAAUACGCUCUCACCACCACACUGUUCGCUUGUAGAAAAUAAGUGCUAAAUGUUACAUAAUGUUUCUUAAUUUAUGAUUAUUUAUAUUUAACCAACAAGUCCCUUUCAAUUUGUUCCUGAGAAAAUAAACUAGUGUUGUCAUAGAAUUCACCAACUUGGUGAAUAAGCCCUGCAACUAAAUCACUGUAGCUCUGUCUACAUGUCUUUGUUUGCAGAGCAAGUAAAAGGAAGAGUUCAGCACUCUGGAUUUUGUGAAUGAAAGCUUGGAUGUGGAACCAGGAGGCCUUUAGCCUAGCUUAGCAUACAGCUAGAAAGCCAGUAGAACCUGCUCACCUCCCUCUGUUCAAAGUUUGUAUUCCGACUGUCAAGUCAUGACCAAAAGAAUUCACGAUGCCUGUAUUGCCAUAAUAGCUACAUAAAAUUAGACAAACUGUUAUGGGUUAAAUGUAUUGUUACUCCGCCAAGGAAUGCGUCGGAUCAGCAUAUAUCUGUCUGUCUGUUCGCAACAUUACUCAAAAACAGUCUGACGGAUUUGGAUGAAAUUUUCAGGGAAGGUCAGAAAUGAAACAAGGAUCAACUGAUUAGAUUUUGACAGUGAUGCAGCUUAUAGUCUGGAUCCAUGGAUUUGUUAAAGAUUUCUGUAUCAUUGCUAGAUAGCGGUACACUGUCACUGUAACCAUGACAACAAGUGAACACUAUAUCAGCUGCCUGCUGAUGAUCACAUGACUGUUAUCCUACUACAGAUCGACCACUGCAGACUUAUCAGGACUUAUCCAUCAGAAAUGAUACAAGGAGUAAUUGAUUAAAUUCUGGGGAUGUUUCUGAGUCCCAUCAGUUCCACCCGCUACAUAUUUAGGUCACGUGAUUUGGUAUCCAUUCAUAACGUACACAUAUAUAACACACACCUGAGUUCAGAACAAGGUCAUUUUGUUUGUAGAUACAUCUACAUUAAAUGGACACAUUCUACAGUGUUGUGAUUUCUGAUUAUCAAUAACUAAUGAACAAAUGCUAAAAAUGGCAAUGCCAUAUGGAGGAAUGAACAGCCAGCUGCAACUCAGUUAUUUACAAAAAACAGCAUGAAAAGGGUUACAUCAAUGUUGUCUCAGUGUUAUCAGUUAAAUGACCAAUUAUUAAACCAUUUUUUUAUAUAAAUGAAUGUGUUGCAACCCGACUUAAAACCCCAACAAUUAUGAAUUCUAGCAUUAUUAGUGACAACUAAGGUAUAAAUAGGAGCUUCAAAUAAGUUUAGAGUUGUUUUAUUGUUUUUUAAAACAGAAGGAUCGUUUUCUGCCUUUUAUCCCGUAAUAGUUAACAUAUAAACGAGAUUUUAAAAAAUCAGCUUUGGUCACUUUUGUAUUGGUUCUCUUGCUUUUACCUUUUAGUAAUGUUUGGAUUUUAAUAUGUUUUUUGGUUUAAUGUCAUCAUGGAUCAUGCAAACUGCAAAUAUUCACUUACCUUACUUGGAGAAAAAUUAAGUGGCAGUAAAGUUCAGGUACACUCCUGCAGCAUUACAACUCUGAUCAUUUGUGUAUUAUUAACAUUAUGUCAACAUUUAAUUAAUUAAAUAUUAUGCUACAUGCAGACAUCCCUUAAUAUGGAAACCACCCAAAAAGUCACAAUUUAACAAGGUGUGUCUUGCUUGUCUUUUUAAUGUGUACGCAUAAUCGUCAUUCAUCCACAUAAAUAAGCCUGAUACAGUUUGUCAAUUAGCAGCAUUGAUGGUCAGACUUUUAAACUUUGGACAGAACAGGUCUUGUCUUUAUGCUAAGCUAAGCUACAAACCUCCUGGUUCUGGUUCCAUAUUUAACACUAUAUACAUAUAAAAUAAUCAAGAACAUUCCCUCGAAUGCUAACUCUGCCUUUAAACCUGUUGUAGUAGAAAACAAAUACUGCUUAUCCUACAGUGAAGCUGCUUCUCAUUUAAUCAGCAUCUUAUUCAUCACAUAUCAGCUGUGUUUUCAUAAAAUUUGUCAACUUGCUCCCUAUUUUACAGUAAACAGCUAAAAAAAAAGCAGAAUUGUAAUUCCAACCAAUCAGUUAUACCAUAUUCCUUUUGAAAUCACGUUAACUUCCACCACGGAGCAUUCACUGUCUCGUGUAUUUCUGUGAUUGCCACUUUGCUUCCCUCCUGCAGCAUUAAAUCAUGUGGGAAAUCAAAACAGACCGAGUGAAACCGACCCAUUAAACACAAGUUUCUUUAAGGUUAUCAGUCGUUCGGUUCCCUGCGGUGCUGGUUGGAUUCUGCUCCACAACUCUUAAUAAUGAAUCUUCAGAAGUGUGAGAUGUAGCAGUUUUUAGGCAUCAAACCAUAAUAGUGAAAUUGCUUGAGAUUCAUUGGUAUAAUUAUCUGAAAAACUGGGACUGUGGUAACAUCUUAUGGCUUGUGGAGCCUCAGUAGUCCUCAGCAGGAGCAGCACCCUUUUCCUGAUUAGUGCCAUAAAGCAUCCAGACUCACAGUAUUCAUGGGGAUAGUCGGAUUUGGUUACAGCAAUUACACAGAAGAGUCCAAAUCUGUUUUUAUAAUGUUAAAAUGUUGGGCAGAACCUGUUGGGCACCCAAAUACGAUUCCAUUUACUCAUUUCAAGCCACAUUUUGGUGGUUCUGAGUACAGCAGCAACACAGUGCCUCUGAUCCAACCCGACACAGCGGUCUGUGGAUCUGACGUACAUCACUGCGUAAACACAACAUUGUAAAGACAAACUAACACACCUGUCCAACAUGGGUUGCAUUGUAUUUUUAAAAUGUGUUGCACAUCUUCAGCUGUUUUUCUGUUUCUAUCAGUGCGAUCUUUUGGCCUUUUCUAUUGUUCUUUUUAUAAUGAAGUUGUUCUAUGUGAUGAUCAGAAGUUGUGACGCAGUUCCAUUGUUUUUAAAUAUUUAAUGUCUCUGAAAUAUGGAUUAAAAUCUGUUUGAAAAAGUGA